Molecule: messenger RNA, 4859 nt
Organism: Frieseomelitta varia
Lineage: Eukaryota; Metazoa; Arthropoda; Insecta; Hymenoptera; Apidae
Gene: GluProRS
Product: bifunctional glutamate/proline--tRNA ligase
Exons: 13
Coding region: 178-4806 (1542 amino acids)
Biological process (GO): glutamyl-tRNA aminoacylation; translation; prolyl-tRNA aminoacylation
Cellular component (GO): aminoacyl-tRNA synthetase multienzyme complex; cytoplasm
Molecular function (GO): ATP binding; glutamate-tRNA ligase activity; proline-tRNA ligase activity
Source: RefSeq, a predicted model, not a curated record
UUCAGAAUUAUUUUCUUUAUAUGUGUAUGCGCGUGUGUGUACAUGCGUGUAUCCAGAAAAAGCAGUGUUGACGACGUUAGUCGUAAGAGUUAGAUACUGUUGCAAACGUGGAGAAGUUUUAACGCAGGCAAAUAUACUUAUGAAUGUAAUUUCUAUUUAAGCAUAAUUUCAACAAAAAUGACUUACAAAGUUAUAAUUGAUCCUACAAAUCCCCCAAUAGAUGCAUUAAUAGUAGUAGAGAUAAUCAAUUCCCAAAAUAAAGAAAAAAUUGAAAUAAUUUGGCCCAAUGAUUGGAAGUGUGAUGGAAAUAUACAACUAACUGAUAGUCAGAAUAAAAUAUUGGGAAAAAGAAGCAGCGAUGUUAGUCGUUACUUUGCUAGAACUAUAUGUACAAAUCUUUAUGGUGGUGUCAAUCCUUGUGAGAAGACUCAAGUUGAUCAUUGGUUAUCAUUUGCAAUUGGACCUCUAGGAUCUUAUCCUUUGAAGGAAGAUGCACUUUCUUAUUUAGAUAACAUAUUAAUGACAAAUACUUGGUUGGUCUCUAAAAAAUUAACAAUUGCUGAUAUCCACAUAUUUUGUGUUCUUAUAGAUAAGAAAUUUCUAACACAGUUUGAAAAAAAAUUUAUUAAUAUAACCAGAUGGUAUAAACAGAUGCUUUCAUUACCAACUGUGACAGAAGUAUUACUUUCAGUUAAAAAGAAUGCUAAAUUGUCUUCUGAUAAUAAUGCACCAUCUGAGAAAACUAUGACUAAACAAAUAGGACAAAGAAAACAGGAAGGUAAAUUCAUUAAUUUACCUGGUGCAGAAAUGGGUAAAGUCAUAGUACGUUUCCCACCAGAAGCAAGUGGCUACUUACACAUUGGCCAUGCUAAGGCUGCUUUGUUAAAUCAAUAUUAUGCACAAAAAUUUCAAGGACAGCUCAUUAUGAGAUUUGAUGAUACAAACCCUGCAAAAGAAAAUGUAGAAUUUGAAAAAGCUAUUUUAGAAGAUUUAGAGUUAUUGCAAAUCAAACCAGAUAAAUUUACUCACUCUUCUGAUUAUUUUGAUUUGAUGUUGGAAUACUGUACUAAAUUGAUAAAAGAUGGUAAGGCAUAUGUAGAUGAUACACCAGCUGAUAUAAUGAAAGAACAACGUGAUCAGAAAUUAAUGUCGUCAAACAGAAAUAAUUCUAUUGAAAAGAAUCUUGAAUUAUGGAAUGAGAUGCAACAAGGUUCUGCUAAAGGCCAGGAAUGUUGUGUUAGAGCAAAAAUUGAUUAUCAAUCAACAAACGGAUGUUUACGAGAUCCAACGAUUUAUAGGUGCAAAUUACAACCACAUCCUCGUACUAGUACAAAAUAUAAAGUUUAUCCAACAUAUGAUUUUGCUUGUCCUAUUGUUGAUGCUGUUGAAAACAUUACUCAUACUUUACGUACAACAGAAUAUCAUGACAGAGAUGUUCAAUUUUACUGGAUAAUUGAUGCACUAGGAUUGAGACGACCUUAUAUAUGGGAAUAUUCACGUUUGAAUAUGACACACACAGUUUUGUCAAAAAGAAAAUUAACUUGGUUUGUUGAUCAAGGCUUAGUUGAUGGUUGGGAUGAUCCACGUUUUCCAACAGUAAGGGGUAUUUUGAGAAGAGGGAUGACAGUUGAAGGAUUAAAACAGUUUAUUAUUGCUCAAGGUAGUUCAAAAUCUGUCGUUUUCAUGGAGUGGGAUAAAAUAUGGGCAUUUAACAAAAAAGUCAUUGAUCCAAUUGCUACUAGAUAUACUGCUUUAGAAUCUGAUAAACUUGUAUCCGUACAUAUAAAUGACGUGAAAGAGGAGUGGUUGACCGUUCAGAAUCAUCCGAAAGAUAUAUCAAAAGGAACUAAACAAAUAUUGGUAAGAUCACAGUUAUACAUAGAAAGAGAUGAUGCAAACUUAUUAAUUGAAGGUCAAAAUAUUACCCUUAUUAAUUGGGGUAACAUAUUAAUAAAAAAAAUUGAAAAAGAGAAUAAUGUUAUCAAACAAAUAAUAGCACAGCUAAAUUUAGAAAACAAAGAUUAUAAAAAUACAUUAAAAAUUACAUGGUUAUCAGCAUCUUCUGACAAAAAUGAAGAUGAUAUUAAUAAAGUUAAUCUAAUUCCAUGCUAUACUGUUUACUUUAAUCACAUUAUACAUAAACCAGUAUUGGGAAAAGAUGAUGAUUACAAAGAUUUUGUUGCAAAAGAAACAAGAAUUGAAGUACAAAUGCUUGGAGAAAUAGCAUUAAAACGUGUCGAAAAAGGAGAAAUAAUUCAAUUACAAAGAAAAGGAUUUUUUAGAUGCGAUGUACCUUAUGCUCCUAUUAGUCCAUUUUCUUCUAGAGAACAGCCUUUAAUAUUAUUUCACAUUCCAGAUGGUCAUGCUACAGAUACAAGAUCUACUGAAACUACAUCAAAUAUUAACAAAUUGACACCAGUUAAAGAAAUUUCUCAAAAAAAUAAACAAAUGCUAAAUGCAGAUUUACUGGAUCAAAAAAUUAAUCAGUUAUUAGACAAAAUACUGUCUAAAAUUAUUGAACAAACAGAUUAUAUACAAUAUAAACAUACAAUUGAUCCAGAAAUAAAAGCUUAUUUGACUUUAAAAGCUGAAUAUAAAAAUAUAACUGGUAAUGAAUGGAACAGAAUAAAAGAACAAAACAUAACACAAAAUAUACCAAUAGAAUCACAUGUUAAUCAAAAAUUAUUUAAUGAAAUUCAAAAACAAGGAGAUAAAGUAAGACAUUUGAAAAGUUCAAAAGCAGAAAAAACUAUUAUUGAUGAAGAGGUAAAGAAACUUUUAUCUCUGAAAUCAGAAUACAAAUCAGUUACUGGUCAAGAUUGGAAACCGUCUACUACUCCAGUAAGCACUGUACUGUCAGAAAAAAUACAAAAACAAGGAGAUAAAGUAAGACAAUUAAAAGAAACUAAGGCAGAUAAAAGUAUUAUUGAUCAAGAGGUAAAGAAACUUUUAGCUUUGAAGUCAGAAUACAAAUCAGUUACUGGUCAAGAUUGGAAACCGUCUACUACUCCAGUAACUGUACUGUCAGAGCAAAUACAAAAACAAGGAGAUAAAGUAAGACAAUUAAAAGAAACUAAGGUAGAUAAAAGUGUUAUUGAUCAAGAGGUAAAAAUUCUAUUACAUUUGAAAAAUAAUUAUAAAACAUUAACCGGUCAAGAAUGGAAGCCAAUAACAUCGGAUGUGAUGUCUAAAAAGAAAAAAGAGAAUACUUGUAAACAAAAGAAUACAUCGAAUAAAGAAACAAAUAAGAAUGAAGGUAUAAAAGAUGUAGAUGUUGGUAAAACGAGAUUAGGAUUAGAGGUAAAGAAAGAAGAAAAUUUCUUCGAGUGGUAUUCUCAAAUUAUUACUAAAAGUGGCAUGAUUGAAUAUUACGAUGUAUCCGGUUGUUAUGUUCUUCGUCCGUGGAGUUUUGCAAUUUGGAAAAUAAUAAAACAAUACAUUGACAAAGAAAUAACACAAAUGGGCGUACAAGAAUGUUAUUUUCCUAUUUUUGUUACACGUACAGUAUUGGAAAAAGAAAAAGCACACGUAGCAGAUUUUGCUCCUGAAGUUGCGUGGGUAACGAAAUGUGGAGAAUCAGAUUUAGCAGAACCUAUUGCUAUAAGACCAACAUCAGAAACUAUAAUGUAUCCUGCUUAUGCUAAAUGGUUAAAAUCUGAUACUGAACUUCCUUUAAAACUUAAUCAAUGGAAUAAUGUAAUAAGAUGGGAAUUUAAAGAUCCUAAACCUUUUCUGCGUACAAGAGAAUUUUUAUGGCAAGAAGGUCAUACUGCAUUUGCUACUAAAGCUGAGGCUGAUGAAGAAGUCAUGAUGAUUUUAAAUAUGUAUGCAAGAGUAUAUGAAGAUUUAUUAGCAGUACCUGUUAUUAAAGGUCGUAAAACUGAAAAGGAAAAAUUUGCUGGUGGUGAUUACACUACCACAGUUGAAGCUUUUAUUUCAACAAGUGGACGUGCAAUACAAGGAGCAACAAGUCAUCAUCUUGGACAAAAUUUCUCUAAGAUGUUCAAUGUUCAAGUAGAGGGUGUCACAGAAGGAGAUGAAAAAACAUUUGUUUAUCAAAAUUCAUGGGGCCUAACGACUCGUACAAUUGGAGUUAUGAUAAUGAUUCAUGGAGACGAUAAAGGCUUAAUAUUACCACCAAAUGUAGCUUGUAUUCAAGCCAUUAUAGUGCCUUGCGGUAUUACAGCAAAUACAACACCUCAACAAAGGGAAUUAUUAUUUUCUGAAUGUAAUAAAUUAUUAGAUGAAUUGUCGAAAGAUAAAACGCUUAGAGUUAAAGCAGAUUAUCGUAAUAAUCGUACUCCGGGUUGGAAAUUUAAUCAUUGGGAAUUAAAAGGUGUACCUAUAAGAAUCGAAUUAGGCCCUAAAGACUUAGAAAAGAAUCAAGUCACUUUUGUACGUAGAGAUAAUUUUGAAAGAGUAUUUGCAAACAGAGCUGAAGUAAUCACUGCUUUACAUACGUUAUUAAUUGACAUACAAGCAAAUAUGCUUUCCAAAGCAAGAAAAGACUUAAAUGAGCAUAUCAAGCGCACAGAUAGUUGGAAUGAAUUUUGUUUUUAUCUCAAUGAGAAAAACAUGUUAUUAUCACCAUUUUGUGGAGAAUCAUCUUGUGAAGAUAAAAUUAAAUGCGAUAGUGCACGAGAGGAUGCAGGAGAAGAACUUGGAACAUUAUCAAUGGGAGCAAAAACAUUGUGCAUACCAUUUGAACAACCACUCUCAUCAGUGCCUUUUGAUAAGCAAACAUGUAUACACCCUGAUUGUCAGAAUAAACCCAAAUUUUAUACCCUUUUCGGCCGUAGCUAUUGAAAUAAUUUAAUGUAAAAAAUGUGAGACAAUUAUUACAAUAAAAAUUUCUUUAA